UUGAUUAUGACAACUUUCCUAACUAGAAGCGCUGCAUUUCCUCAAACCAGACUGUGGACUCAAACUCCAAAAACUGAUUUUAAUUCUUCGUUGUGACCUCCUUAUGUAGCAUAAAUGCCCAAAUCUUUGUUCGAAGGUUUGGGUUUCGUUGUCGUCUGCGUUCAUUGCUAGGUGAUGGACAGGCAGCACAUUCAGGUGAGCGACGAAGAGCCAGAAGUGCCGCGACAAGAAACCCGGAGGAGGAGGAGAAAGAAAGCCAUCACCUCUUCUUCCUGCACCUCCAUGGAUCAAAUCACUGUUGAGUUUGUGUUGCCCACAGUGGCUCGGGGUGGAAGCAGCACUGACUCUCUGAUACUGGAGGUGGCUGGAAACUGGACGGUAGAACAGGUUAAAGCUCAGGUGUGGAUGAAGGCAGUGACUUUAAAUCUCUGUCCUGACUUCUACCAGCGGUUCUCUCCAGACCACUGCAUCUUGCUCUAUCAGAAAAAGGGCACCGUUUGUGAGAUCUACGACAAGCACCAGGUCUUCCAGACGCUAGACUGCAUUCGCUACUGGAGAGCUCUGAAAAAGGAUGUGGGGCGGAUUCAGUUGGUGCCCCGUCCGCAGCCCUCGGAUGAAUCCCUGCAGUACCAGCGCUACCUGAACUACCUAAUUGGCUAUGAUGUGACUGACGUCAGCAAUGUUCAUGAUGAUGAGCUGGAGUUCACACGCAGGAAACUGCUGACACCACGACGCAUUGAGCUGUCAGAUCGAGACCCAAAGCUGUACUCCAUGGACCCCUGGAUCACCCGUAAGCCACUACCUGAACACCUGCUCACCAAGGUGAAUAAUGGUCACAUCCUGGUGGUGAUCCACAUCGGCACAGCCAGCCAGACCAUCAAGGUAUUAAUCGAUGACACGCCUUCACAGGUGUUGGCAAGCUUUUUUACCAAAGUAACAAAUAAAAGGGUUUUGUUGGGAAUCCCUGACAACAUGUGUGAGGCAGAUUUUGUUCUGCGUGUUUGUGGCAGGGAGGAGUACCUGUAUGGAGAAAAACCUCUGCAAAAUUUUAACUGGAUUCGUCAGUGCCUCAAGAGUGGGGAGGAAAUCCACCUUGUUCUGGAGACACCUCCUAAUCCUGAGCUGGAUCUGGUCCAGAAGGAGGACUGGGCCCAAGUGGAUGAUUGCACUGGAGUUGCAGGUACUCAUGAGCAGUUGACUAUUAAUGAGAAGGACCAUGAUCGAGUGUUUACCGUCUCCAUUUGGGACUGUAACAGGAAGUUCAGAGUAAAGGUGUUGGGUAUUGACAUCCCAACCCUUCCCAAAGUCCCAGAAUUUAUUGUCUACAUAGAGGCCAGUAUUUUCCAUGGGCAGCAGCUUUUAGCACAGGAGAGGACAACCUCCAAAACGUUCAGCGAAGAAGUGCUGUGGAACUGUUGGUUGGAGUUUAACAUUAAGAUCAAGGACCUGCCAAAAGGAGCGCGGCUCAGCCUGCAGGUGGUCUGUGGUAAGCAACCACAGACAACGAACUCCAAAGGAGGAACCUACCAGGAUAAUUCAGCAGGAACUGGCAGCCUUGAUGGAAAAACCAAGAGCCGUCUCCUGUACUACGUGAACCUGCUCUUGAUCGACCACCGCUCUCUGCUCCGCCAGGGGGAGUUCAUCCUCCACAUGUGGAAGAUGCCUGAGAAGAGCGAUGAGAGCAGCAGCAGCAUCAACGCAGAUAAGCUCACUUCAGCAACCAACCCAGACAAGGCCUUCUCCAUGGCCAUCGCCAUUUUACUGGACAAGUACUGCUACCCGGUGGUGCUGCCCAAGAGCAGGGAUGUGGGCAGGGAGUGUGGAACUGGGGGGGAAGAGGCUGAUGCUGGAGAGAGAGGUCAGAGAGAGAUGCCAAACCACCUGAGAAAACAGUUUGAGGCCAUAGUGUCUACCGACCCCUUACAUCCUCUCAGUCCUGAGGACAAAGAGCUGCUGUGGCACUUCAGACAUGAGUGCAUGCGCCACCCCAGGGCUUACCCAAAGCUGCUGGGCUCAGUCAGGUGGGGGAAACAGGAGGAUGUUCUGGCAACACAUUGUCUGUUGGAGCGUAGCAGUGCGUGGGAUACCAGUGGUCUGGAUGUUGGUCUGGCAAUGCAGCUGCUUGACUGCCACUACUCAGACGCUCAGGUUCGGUCCAUGGCUGUCAGGAAGUUGGAGACGCUGGAGGAUGAUGAUGUGCUCAGGUAUCUUCUGCAGCUCGUGCAGGCGGUGAAAUUUGAGCCAUACCAUGACAGCGCUCUGGUCAGGUUCCUGCUAAAGAGAGCACUGAGGAGUAAGCGUAUUGGUCAUUUUCUAUUCUGGUUUCUGCGAAGCGAGAUUGCCCAGUCCAUGCACUACCAGCAGAGGUAUGCUGUCCUACUGGAGGCCUACCUCAGAGGCUGCGGUGAAGACAUGCUGCAUGACUUCAAAAAACAGGUGGAGAUGACUGAGGCUUUGCAGAAAGUCACGCGUGAGAUCAAGGCCAUGUCUGCUGACAAAUACGACGUUACAGCACAAGUGGUGUUCCAGCUGCGUCAGAAACUGGAAACUCUGCAUGUAUCUGGUCUGCCAGAGAGUUUCAGAGUCCCUUAUGAUCCAGGACUUAGAGCUGGAACCUUGCUGAUUGAGCAGUGCAAAGUGAUGGCGUCCAAGAAGAAACCACUGUGGCUCCAGUUCAAAAGGGCUGACCUUACAACUCUGUCCAAAGACCCCAUAGGCAUCAUCUUCAAAGAUGGUGAUGAUCUUCGACAGGAUAUGCUCAUCCUGCAGAUUUUGAAGAUCAUGGAGUCGAUCUGGGAGACUGAGUCUUUGGAUUUGUGUCUGUUACCAUACGGCUGCAUCUCCACGGGGAACAGGAUAGGUAUGAUUGAGAUUGUUAAGGAUGCCACCACAAUUGCCAACAUCCAGCAGAGUGUUGUAGGAAGUACCGGUGCAUUUAAAGAUGAAAUCCUUUAUCAGUGGCUCCGGGACAAGUGCGUCAGUGAGGACAAGUUCCAGCAGGCUGUGGAGAGGUUUCUGUACUCCUGUGGUGGUUACUGUGUGGCUACCUAUGUCCUGGGUAUUGGGGAUCGUCACAAUGACAACAUCAUGAUCACUGAAUCAGGGAAUCUCUUCCACAUUGACUUUGGUCAUAUCCUGGGGAAUUACAAAAGUUUCAUGGGAAUCAGUAAGGAGUGGGUUCCCUUUGUGCUGACACCAGACUUCCUGUAUGUCAUGGGAACAUCAGGAAAGAAAAGCAGCCCCCACUUCCAGAAGUUCCAGGAUGUGUGUGUGAAGGCUUACCUCGCUCUUCGACAUCACACCAACCUUCUCAUCAUUCUUUUCUCCAUGAUGCUGAUGACCGGUAUGCCCCAGCUGACCAGCAAAGAGGACAUCGAGUACAUCCGUGAAGCGCUGACUGUCGGCCGCAGCGAAGAGGAGGCUCAGCGCCACCUGCUGGACCAGAUCGAGAUCUGCAGGGAGAAAGGCUGGAUGGUUCAGAUUAACUGGUUUGUUCACCUGGUGCUGGGUAUCAAGCAAGGUGUGGAGAAACGGUCCACCUAGGACAGAAUAAUUUAAAAUAAACUUUAUUAUUCUUUUAAAAUAUGCUUAAAAUUAAAAAAUCUAACAAAGACUUUAAAAAAUGACUGCAAUUUUUUUCUAGUUUAAUAUGCCAACUAGAAAUCACUAUUUGUAAACUAAAUUCAGGAGUUUUUUUUUCCCCCCACAUUUCACAGACCAAGUCAAACAUCUUCAAAGUAGGAACUCGAGGAAAAAAAGUGAUUUAUAAAAAGUUUACAUUAAUUGUUUUUUAUGGCAAGGAAACUACUUCCUGUUUCUGGCUGUCUCAGUCUUUUCCUUCCAAGGAAAUCCAUCUAUCUUCUAUUAUGUCGUAAAUUUGCAUUUUAAAAUGUGGCUGAUAUCACUAAUGUUUGAAAAUUAACCUGUCAGGUAAAUAGUUUGCGUGUUUUAUAUUCAAAACAUUGUGUUUUAUCAGCUGAAAUGCAAGAAAUCAUCAAAUCUCUUGGUUUCACCAGGUCAGAAAAUGAAGGAAGUUAAUGUCACUGUUUUACUGUUUGUGCAUUAACUAUUAUUAUGUUUGUACUUAAUCUUACAAUAACUUUUGGAUGUCUUUAAAUGAGACAUAUUUUAUCUCUUUAAAAAAAAUGGUGACUUCCAAAGGUUUAAAUGAAGUCUUAACUUAGGUAAUAGUUAAUAGUAAUCAAUAGGCCUUGAAGCACACUGUUACUAAAUAAGAGGACAUACAUUAAAUAGCCUGAGAACUCGGACUAGCACACAGCAAACCAAGCCUGGACCAAAUUGAGAAAUAGCUGACUGGCAAUUUCAUUCUCAAAUCCUUACAAUUCUUUCAUCCUCAGUUUGUCCACAGACAGCUGAUCCUGAUUCGGAUUGUAAAACAACUGCACCAAAUAUCGUAUCGGCUUCACUGAUGCUCCAUUCCUGUGUUUUGUUUACAUUUUUAAAGAUUAAUGUUCAGAAGUGUUGCAUACAUAGGCUAAUUUUCAGCAAAGCUACUUUUCAGCUCCAUCAAUGCCAUCAAUGGGGCAUUUAAAGACAAAUGGGAAAUUGAAUAGUUAAAAUUAAAUAUUGGGCAGAUUAAAAGUCACAUUUUCUUCGUCAGGAUGUAAAACAUGAAACAGUCAAGUGGUUUUGUAUCAGUUUUCACUUCCCUUUUAAGGUGCAGUGAAUGUAGCAUGGUUUGAACAUAAAGCUGGGUGGAGAUGACAAGACUGAGUAUUUAUACACUGAGCUGGAAAUGGUCCUCAUCUGAAUAUGAGUUCUGUUUAGACCUGGGAAACCCUGAACAAACUGGAUUUUUGUGAGUAGGCAGUAAUUUUGGUUACCUAAAUAUAUGCUCUGAAGCACAUAAUUUAUUUUCUAAAUAUGUCCCUGUUAAGGUUGAAAAACGUCUCUAUGCACUCGUACUGCUGUAAAAGAGUUGUAAAUGAUGAUACUACACUGACCUGUUAGAUUCAGCAGGCUGGUCACUGCUGGAGUCACUUUUUAUAGGUGAGAGAUAAUAUAUCAGAUUUUACCAUAAGAUUCUUAAAAAGUUUUAUUAAAAAAUCAAGAUGGUAAAACCAAAUCUGUACCUGAUUUUUCAAUGUGAGUUUGUUACUGUUUCCCUUAUGUAUACCAAGUAGAAACUGAUGUCAUUUAAUAGAUCAGGUAAAUCACCAGAAAGACUGGAUUUCUCUCUUGAGCCCAGAAAUGGGACAAGAAUUUUUUUUUUCUUUGUCACAAAAGUGAUUUACAAGUUUCAACUGUUUAAAAAUCAGUAUUUGUUUUUGUUUUCUCACAAAAACAUUGGAAAGAUCUUAUAUUUUUAAUUUUUUUAAUGAAAGAAUAUUUUGUAAUAUAGAACCUAUAAUGCUUUUGAUUGAUACUUGACAAUUAAAACAUUUCAAAAAGUC
Molecule: messenger RNA, 5414 nt
Organism: Melanotaenia boesemani (Boeseman's rainbowfish)
Lineage: Eukaryota; Metazoa; Chordata; Actinopteri; Atheriniformes; Melanotaeniidae
Gene: pik3cg
Product: phosphatidylinositol-4,5-bisphosphate 3-kinase, catalytic subunit gamma
Exons: 24
Coding region: 175-3543 (1122 amino acids)
Biological process (GO): phosphatidylinositol 3-kinase/protein kinase B signal transduction; cell migration; phosphatidylinositol-3-phosphate biosynthetic process
Cellular component (GO): plasma membrane; cytoplasm; phosphatidylinositol 3-kinase complex, class IA
Molecular function (GO): 1-phosphatidylinositol-4-phosphate 3-kinase activity; 1-phosphatidylinositol-3-kinase activity
Source: RefSeq, a predicted model, not a curated record